Rana temporaria (common frog) is the source of this 1499-nucleotide messenger RNA. RefSeq names its product ALG3 alpha-1,3- mannosyltransferase (gene ALG3). Gene Ontology annotation, cellular component: endoplasmic reticulum. The record is from RefSeq and is a predicted model, not a curated record. The transcript has 9 exons. Bases 22 to 1356 code for a protein of 444 amino acids. Gene Ontology annotation, molecular function: dol-P-Man:Man(5)GlcNAc(2)-PP-Dol alpha-1,3-mannosyltransferase activity. NCBI's taxonomy places the organism in Eukaryota, Metazoa, Chordata, Amphibia, Anura, Ranidae.
GUGAGACGAGGCUGCGUGCAGAUGUCUCCGGGUGUCCGUAGGAGAGGGGGCCCCCCCGGGGGGACAGCCGGGACCCGCUCCAGCCUGGCGGAGACUGUGAGGAGAGGACGGGAGAAGUGUAGACAGGUCCUGACGGACCCCCAAUACACAGCACUGCUGGGAGUGUGCCUGUGUGUGCUGGAGCUGGGGGUGACACAUUGGGUCAUCCAGAGGGUCCCCUACACAGAGAUAGACUGGAGAGCCUACAUGGACGAGGUGGAGGGGGUGAUCAAUGGGACCUACGACUAUACCAAGCUACAGGGGGAGACCGGACCCCUCGUGUAUCCAGCUGGAUUUGUAUACAUUUUCAGUGCUCUAUAUUAUGUAACUGAGCAAGGGAGCAACAUCAGACUGGCACAGUAUAUCUUUGCAGCGCUGUACCUGCUCACACUGUUCCUUGUGUUUCGUAUCUACAUUCUCACCAAGAAGGUACCACCCUAUGUAUUUUUCUUCAUGUGCUGUGCUUCAUAUCGUGUCCACUCCAUCUUCCUCCUUCGGCUUUUCAAUGACCCUGUGGCAAUGGUCAUCUUAUUCCUUUCCAUCAAUUUGAUACUACAGGACCACUGGAGCUGGGGCUGCAUUUUCUACAGCCUAGCGGUCUCUGUCAAAAUGAACAUACUUCUGUUAGCUCCAGGACUGCUAUAUCUCCUCUUCUGCCGAUUUGGACUACUGCGCACAAUUCCAAAACUAUUUAUUUGUGCUAUUCUUCAGGUGAUCUUGGCCCUCCCAUUUCUGCUGGAAAAUCCUACUGGGUAUCUUAUACGAUCCUUUGAUUUUGGCAGACAGUUUCUGUUUCAAUGGACGGUGAACUGGCGGUUCCUCCCAGAGCAUGUGUUCCACCACAGGGUUUUCCACAUGGGACUACUUACAGCUCAUCUAGCUGGCCUUGUACUGUUCUGUUUUUACCGCUGGCACAGGUCUGGGCAGAGCCUUCUUGCGCUUCUGAAGGAUCCAGCACAAAGGAAACCCCGCUCACACCAACUUUCAGCAAACAAGAUUAUCUUUGUCCUGUUUUCCAGUAACUUCCUGGGUGUGGCCUUCAGUCGUUCUCUGCACUAUCAGUUUUAUGUCUGGUACUUCCACACACUGCCAUAUCUUUUAUGGUGCACAAACUCUAGAGUCUUGCCAGGACUUGCUAAGAUCCUUAUCCUUGGCCUUAUUGAGCUGUCCUGGAACACAUUUCCCUCUACCUCUAUGAGCUCAGGUGCUCUUCAUAUUUGUCAUGGAGCCAUUUUGCUGCACUUGUGGCUUGGUGUUCCACCAGAUGAGACAAGUUCCUUGGAAUCCACACGGAUGCCUCGUAAGAAGAAGGACUGAUUUCCUUAUCUGCUUUGUCCUGUUUUCUAAAACUGUAGGGUACAAAGAACACUGCUAAGAGUGAUUGUCUCAAGGAAAAUAAAAGUAUAGACUUUAUAUUUUUUUAAGCUAAUAAACAUGAAACUGCCUCUUGACUUAUUAAA